GGAAACGGCAGAAACUUCGCUCAAGUUUUCCAGGCGAAGGUUUGAAGUGAAAGGUGUACGCCCAGUUAUGAUCCCCCGAUGUUGCGGGUGGUCCUGCGCCAAUUGCUAUCAUCGUGGACAUUGUCGAUGUUGCUUUGCUUCUCCUCGACACUUGAAUAAUUUCAUGUACGAUGCGAAUUCUGAUGAUGAAGCAACAGCAAUCAUGGGUUCAGAUGUCUGUUGCAACCACUGCCAAUGUCCCUUUCCAGUUGAUGCGAUAUCUUACUAUGCUCGUGAAUCGGAACAGCUACGCAAGUUGAUCGAAGAAGAGGGUUCACGAGCCGUCAAGACUAAAAUUGGCAUCGCUUUCAUCACGUUCACCACAAAAGAAGCAGCUACUCGGGUUUAUCGGUCAUAUCACAGUGGAAUUCGAUGUAAUGUGAACUUGCCAGCUUCCAGCGUAUCUACUCUCCUCCGUUCGCGCUCCUGGACGGUUGUAUAUGCCCCUACACCGAGUAACAUUAUUUGGCAAAACCUCGCUAUUUCCCGAACCGUUUGGUGGGUUCGUGCAGUCGCAGUAAACUUAUUUGUGUUUAUCGUCGUUUUCUUCCUCACGACGCCUACUUAUGUUUUAAACUUGGUGAACAAGCUGCGGUUGACCGAACGAUUGCAGAUCAACGUGAGUUCAUGCGUACCAUUUUGUGAUCGGCUUCUUAAUCUCCUUGGACCCUUUUGUUAUACAGUUCAUCCCAUCAAUCAUUCUGUGGUCCGUCUCUGCCUUGUUACCUCUGCUGGUGUACAAUUCGGAUCGCCUCGUGGGUCAUUGGACGCGAUCUACUUUACAUUUGACAGUAAUGACGAAGACCUUCAUUUUGCUUAUACUGAUGGUUUUAGUGCUACCUUCGCUGGGCUUGACAUCUCCAGUGAUGUCCCAGUGACGGAUCCUUUGGAAAGGGUUAAUGCAUCCCCGAAAGCUAGGAAGAUGAAUUCAAGUCUGGGUGAUGGUGCGAAAAAUACGCAGCUACGAGCGGGGCCGAGAUGGGUCAAGAGCUUCCCCUGUCCAGGCUUGGGUAGCCUGGCAGUAUCCCAGUCCUCGUACUUCCUUCUGGUGGCAUGGCAGCCAAACACCGAAGGGGUGCUACAGCUGAACGACUUUUUUUACGAGCGGUUUAAUCUCCAUGUGUCGCUUCCUCUGCACAGAAUCCCAGCUCUGCUACAAUGGUUAUUUCCUGAAAUGCGCUGGGUACCGCUUCAACCAGCGGAUCAAAACGGCCCUCCACAAACACCCCGUUUUAAUUUACCUUCUGCUGUUCUUUCAACACCGCGCUAUUUAUUCACCUCUAUGAUCCAUCCGACUGCUACUCCACCAAUUACGUCUCCAUGGAUCCCCCUUGGACCUCAGUCGUUUCAAUGGGAGUGCGUGUUUAUGCCCGACAAUGGCGCCUUCUUUGUGAACUAUGUGAUCACUUCAGCAUUCUUCGGAACAGCGCUUCAACUCGCUCGGCUGCCAGAAUUAUUUCUUUACGCUUGCCGGAUUAUGUGCGUGAGAUCUCAAGCGGAAAAAGCGAGUGUGCGCAAGGCUAGCCAAUGGGAAUUUGACUUUGGCCUCUACUACGCUUGGACCCUCUGCGUGUUUGCAGUCGUCUCGGCCUACAGCAUUUUGUGUCCUCUGAUAACCCCAUUCGAAAGGACAAGCUUCUUUGGAACCGCGAACGCUCAUCGACUAAAAAUACUAAGUAAUCCCCCAGUUAUAACACCCUUUCGGUGCCUAGUUGUCAUGCCACUUGAAGGAAGCACGAGGGCUUAUAUACUGCCAGGUUGCCCAAGCCAAGAGAGGAACGGUCGAAAUGUGCUGAUGUUGAGUUCGAACCACGGACCUUGGGGACUGAUCUACUUGAUCUUCAAAUAUCUAGUGGACCGCCAUAAUCUGUUCUACGCUUAUUUACCGAGCCGUAUCGACUCUCGAAUUCACUGGCUUGCGAUAAACUUCAUGCUCGCAGCCGUCUUACUGCUGCAGCUAAAUUUGUUCAUGUUCAUCGCAAUCCGUCUUGGCGCGAUUGGCAAUCCUCUAAGCAUUACUGCGCUUGCCGGCUUGAUUCUUUCUGGUUUUCUGUGGAUUACCACCAUCGUCACUGGCUGGGUAUUUGUUGGCUCAUCGGCCACCCGUUUUCGACGCACCUCUACCGUCCGCUCUAGUAGCCCGGUCGAUACUGACUCCGGAGAGUUGGUGGGAACGUCAUUUCGGACUGGGACGACCAUGCGAGUGACGGAUGAAUAUUAUGCCGCUGUUGAUCGCACCGAGCAACUUGACUUAGACCCACCAAUGCCGACCGAAGGCCCUGUAAAUUGUCCCAUCUCACCCACAAGUGUAUACAGUUAUCGACAUCACGAAACCUCUCAAGACCUGAUUGGAACUGGAAGCGGGGUGGGGCACUUCGUGUCCUUACGAACAUCAUCCCCGGUUGAGCUGACUUUGGCCGUGCAGCCACCAUUCAUUGCUCCUGUCUUGCGUAACGUGACGGAACCACUUCAGUCCAAUCUCUUUGCGCUUCACGAUGGUCACUCACAAAUCAAUGCAGGCACAAUCAACUCGUCAGCUCACGGCGACAACCCAUAUGAUGCGAAUAUUAGUAUACACCGUAGGUUGCUCCUGAUGGUACUCAAGGAAAAAAAUUCGUUAAACUGUAGCACCCUUUCGGUGCCUAGCUGCUAUGCCACCAGAAGGAAGCACGAGGGCUGGGAUACUGCCAGGUUGCACAAGCUUAGACAGAAGUCGAACCACGGACCUUCCGGUCAGCUGAUUCGCGCCCCAACCACUUG
Molecule: messenger RNA, 2799 nt
Organism: Opisthorchis viverrini
Lineage: Eukaryota; Metazoa; Platyhelminthes; Trematoda; Opisthorchiida; Opisthorchiidae
Exons: 13
Cellular component (GO): plasma membrane
Molecular function (GO): calcium-activated cation channel activity
Source: RefSeq, a predicted model, not a curated record